CUUUCCCAUUUUUUUAAAAGUCAACGAUGGCGAUGAAUAACUGCUAUAUCGAUCAGCUGCCGGACGACGCGCUCCGCAUGAUUUUCGAGUCGGUCUGUGAAGAAGACCAAGCCACCUUCCAUGAUUAUUCUAUGCAAAAUGAAGUACGGGGAGGCAGGUAUUGGGACGAUUGGCACCAAGAUUACCCUCAUGGUUAUUAUGGCAAUGGAAAAGAAUACAAUGGCCCUCCACCCUCGACACUCAUUGCAGCAAUGUGUGUCUGCGAACGUUGGCGUUGUCUCAUUUCACAGACUCCAACAUUGUGGACUGUGUUACAAAUCUCCUUCGGCGACGGUGCUGCGUCUCUUGAACGAGUGCGCACUUUCCUGCAACUUAGCGGAACACAUCCUCUCAAAAUCACGCUACUUUGGAAUGACCCCCAUGACCCCUUCAACGGAGCUACCAGGCAAGCCUCCCCUUCGUAUGACCAUAACCUUGAUCUCCCCGCACCGGUCGAGGAAAGCGUGGCUGGCGCUUACCUCGUAUUAAUCAUCCUGGAGUUACAUGCGCAUGUACACCGUUGGCGCGAGUUUACACUGAGGACGACCUCAAAGACCCACAUACGUCAAGCACUCGUACUCCUGUCGUGCCCUUCCAUUCAUCCAGCCCAUAUGCUAGAAAAAUUGCAUCUUCAACUCGUACACAGCCAGUUGGAUGUAGACCCCGCCCAUCAUGAACCGUCGAUUUUUCCUGGUUCAGCAUCUCCCAUCAAUGAUCUUAUCCUUUUUGGCACCAGCUGGUCCUGGCUAUCACCCUCCAUGUUUUCUUCACAUCUUGUCAACUUGCGGAUACAAUACUGCACAGAUAACGGUAACAGAAAUACGGCCACUACAGCAAAAACUUUGUUGCAACUCCUUGGUGCGCUCAUCAAUCUGCAGACCCUCGCACUCGAAUUGGAUAUGGAUCCGCCUUCGACAGAUACCAUGUCUCCAAUUGCACUUCCCCGCUUGCACUACCUGGCUAUGAAAUCGAGAAAGAUGGACUGUUGGAUUGCGGAUUUUCUCCACUAUGUUCAUAUGCCCAAUCUCCGGAUAUUGACCUUGGAUGGUGUUACCUGCGAUUUCAUGCUGAUCGAGAUCGAAUUCGAAGGUAUCAUUCAAGAGUUGAUCAGGCUUACCAAGAAAAAUUCCUCUAGCUCUCAUCUAGAGCUAGAUGAACUCCAUCUCGUUCAUUUCGCACAUCACGUAGAUCCUCGGCUCCUCCAUCGCCUGUACAAACAAAUGACCAGUGUCAAGGUAUUGACACUAGGACCAGGAGCGUUCUUUGCGAAUGAUACGUUUGCAAUGGGACUGCUCCCCACGACCCACGGACUGGCGGAUUUCCCUCUCCCGGGACUUCGGACCCUAAUCGUUUUUGAUAUUCCAAUAUACAUGGUGCGGCGCAUCGUUCUAGAACGACUUUCGCUCGCUGGUCCGUUGGAGGAGCUUUAUUAUCAAGAGCCUCUUGACCGACCGGAGCCAGAGGAACCAGAGGAGCUAGAGGAGUAUGAUAUGAUUGUCCCAGACGAUUGGCAACAUCAAGUCGAGAAGUACCAUCGUAUUGAUCGUAACUUUCGAACUUUCAGGUUCCCUCGUAAUGGUAGCAAACACCCGCCUGCACCAUCCUCCGCUGGACAGUGGAAAGGAACCCCACUCCCCCCACCACAGAACAUAUAUCCGUUUUUCUGUUCUAGUCUGGCUCUCCCAUCGACUAAGCAAGCCUUCGACUUCGUGCAGUCGGCGAGUUUGGAUAUUAUGUCUGUGGAGAUGGAGGGUCUGCCUGCGGGAGACAGGAGGUAG
This is a messenger RNA of Suillus subalutaceus, 1817 nucleotides long. RefSeq lists its product as uncharacterized. The record is from RefSeq and is a predicted model, not a curated record. The transcript has 4 exons. Gene Ontology annotation, molecular function: protein binding. The coding region runs from base 27 to 1817 and encodes 596 amino acids. NCBI's taxonomy places the organism in Eukaryota, Fungi, Basidiomycota, Agaricomycetes, Boletales, Suillaceae.